Messenger RNA from Meloidogyne enterolobii, 538 nucleotides. Lineage: Eukaryota; Metazoa; Nematoda; Chromadorea; Rhabditida; Meloidogynidae. The record is from the annotation of a GenBank genome assembly.
UUCAAACACAUACAAAUCCACAAAAUUCCAAAGAAUGUUCUCCCCAGCCUUUUUCACCGCUUAUACUCCAUUUAAUCGCUCAAAGACUCCAUUUUAUGGAAACCGUUGGAUGGACCGAUUCAAUCGAAUGGAUAAUUGGAUGCAACCAAUGGAUUAUUAUUUUGAUGAAUAUAUGGGGUUUCAAAUGCGUGACCACGCCGCCCAAAUGAAAAUUGAACCUAAUGGGGAUUUUACCUACAAGGUGGAUGUAUCUGGCUUUCGUCCAGAAGAAGUAACUGUUGAAAUUGAGGGAAAUGAAGUUGUAGUUACCGGAGAACAUUUCAAUAAACAAAUUGAAGGAGAAACAGUCCAUCGUCAAUUUACUCGUCGUGUCUAUAUUCCCGAGGGAAUUAAAAAGGAAACUUUUAAAUGUGAAUUUGACAUUAAUGGACGUUCAAUAUUUAUAACUGCCAAACAAACUGUUGAGGGAAAACGUUCAAUUCCGAUUGAUUUUAAUCCAGUUAACAAAAUUAAAGAUACUGAAACUAAUACAAAAUAG